CUUAAUAAAUAAUCAGUAAAAAACAGUAUUAAAAAGAAAACUAACUUAUUUACUUAAAAAAAUAAGUAUCCAAGUAGAUAUAAAAUAAAAAGUAGUGUUUAUUUAAAUUUAGAACUCAAAUAAUUCAAAAACAAAUGAAUUAUAAAAGAACGGCUUAGUCGCUGUUUCGAUAUUUUAAAUUCGAACGUGACAUUAAAAUUAAAAAAUACUAAAAAAAACAGAGCCAUGGAAAACUACCUAAACUACCAGUGUGGGGAAGAAAGUUGGGAGCAACAAGUUAUACCAGUAAGCAGAUUUCAGAACAUGGAAACAGUUCCAAUAGCGAAGCAGAGAUGCCAGGCCAACGCUCGUGAGAGGGACCGCACGCAGAACAGCGUGAACGCCGCGUUCCACACGCUGCGCCUGCUCAUACCGACGGAGCCGCCGGACCGGAAGCUCAGCAAAAUCGAGAUCUUAAGGCUCGCUGGCAGCUAUAUCACGCAUCUUGACAACCAGCUCUAUACCGGUGACAUAGAACAACCUUGCCUACAGAAACAUGACGCCGAGAACAAAACCACAUCGCUUUGUACAUUUUGCUGGACAACUGUCAAGAAAGAUAAAUAUGCAAACGUAUCAAACUAUUACAAACCGCAUCAUUGAAGAGGACCGUCACUUAGCAUACGAACAUA
Molecule: messenger RNA, 668 nt
Organism: Pectinophora gossypiella (pink bollworm)
Lineage: Eukaryota; Metazoa; Arthropoda; Insecta; Lepidoptera; Gelechiidae
Product: transcription factor 15
Exons: 4
Coding region: 226-639 (137 amino acids)
Biological process (GO): regulation of transcription by RNA polymerase II; developmental process
Molecular function (GO): RNA polymerase II transcription regulatory region sequence-specific DNA binding; protein dimerization activity; DNA-binding transcription factor activity, RNA polymerase II-specific
Source: RefSeq, a predicted model, not a curated record